AUGUCUCCCGUGAGCAUAUCCAAGGGGACUACAUCCUCACCCUCCUCAUCCUACACCCAAAUGGCCGACACAGAUCUCGAAUCAAUCGGCCGCCACUGCCAAUUCGAAUACUGCGGCCAACUCGACUUCCUCCCCUUCCGCUGCGAAUCCUGCCGAAGCACCUUCUGCCUCGACCACCGAUCCGAAACCGCCCAUAAAUGCCCUCACGCGGGUGAAUGGGCCCGUCGGCGCAACGGUACACAUAACCUAGAAGAGAACCGCACCGCGCCCCAAAAGCCCAACAUCUACAACUCCGAUCAAUGCGCCCACAUCUCCUGCAAAACACUCAUCAAUACUCUCAAAGACCCCGGCGUGCGCUGCCCGAACUGUAAUCGCCAGUACUGCCUUAAGCACCGGCUUCGAGAGGAACAUGAGUGCGCCAAGAUUACCCCGCUGGGCGCACGGCAAGGCAACAGCCCAAAUGAGACGAUAAAGUCGAUGUUCUCGCGAAUGCGGACCUGGGGUAAGGAGAAACAAGUUGCGACGUCGAAUCUCAUUCCGAAGCCGAAAGUUAAGCCCAAUAGUCCGGCGGCGCGUAUCGCAAGUGUCAAUGCUAUGAAGCGGUCGGCGAAGGGCGAUGCUGGGGUCCCCGCUGAUAAGCGUUUAUAUUUGCAUGUGGUCGGGACGGCAGAUACUCAGGCUGCUGAGCCACCGGCGAGUGACUUUUAUUACGACUCGCGGUGGAAGGUUGGUCGUGUGCUCGACGAUGCGGCCCGCAAGUUGAAGGUCGAGAAUUUGAAUAAUCGCGGCGGUGGAGAGGAGGCACGGUUGCGAAUCUUCCACGUUGAGUCUGGUGAUUUCUUGGAGUUUUCGGAUACGAUUGGUGGUGGCAAACUCAAGUCGGGCGAUACUAUCGUGUUGUUGCGAGGUGCUGGCUUGGUUCUCGAGAAAUCGUGA
This is a messenger RNA of Penicillium subrubescens, 936 nucleotides long. Its product is annotated as AN1-type zinc finger protein. The record is from RefSeq and is a predicted model, not a curated record. The coding region runs from base 1 to 936 and encodes 311 amino acids. Lineage: Eukaryota; Fungi; Ascomycota; Eurotiomycetes; Eurotiales; Aspergillaceae. The transcript has a single exon. Gene Ontology annotation, molecular function: zinc ion binding. Gene Ontology annotation, cellular component: cytoplasm.